Aspergillus viridinutans is the source of this 2037-nucleotide messenger RNA. Its product is annotated as GMC family oxidoreductase. Lineage: Eukaryota; Fungi; Ascomycota; Eurotiomycetes; Eurotiales; Aspergillaceae. The record is from RefSeq and is a predicted model, not a curated record. Gene Ontology annotation, molecular function: flavin adenine dinucleotide binding; oxidoreductase activity, acting on CH-OH group of donors. The transcript is spliced from 3 exons. Bases 1 to 2037 code for a protein of 678 amino acids.
AUGCACAUCAAUAAGGGUUUCUCGAUAUUUUCACUCUUCUUUGGGACUUUGGUCAGUGGUUAUAAUGCAAGGCACCACGCGUAUCACCAACCGCAGGCUCGGUCAACGUACAGUGCACCACUAGCGACCAAUGAGACCGCUCAGUAUGACUAUAUCGUGAUCGGCUCUGGACCAGGAGGAGGUCCCCUUGCGGCCCGGCUGGCCAUUGCCGGGUACAAGGUGCUCUUGCUCGAUGCCGGAGAUGAUCAAGGAGAUGCACUCCGGCAACAAGUUCCCGCUCUUCAGCUGCAAGCAACCGAGUAUGAACCGAUGAGAUGGGACUAUUUUGUGAAUCACUACUCGGAUCUCGAGCGUCAGAAGAAAGACUCUAAGAUGACCUACCGGACUCCUGCCGGGGAGUUGUAUGUUGGCCAGAACCCACCAGCGAACUCGGAGCCCCUGGGCAUAUUGUAUCCCCGUGCAGGCACACUGGGUGGUUGCUCGGCGCACAACGCCAUGAUCACCAUCUACCCGUAUGAGAGCGACUGGCAAGAUCUCGCCACGCUUACUGGCAAUGACUCCUGGGCCCCAGAUAAGAUGCGCGGCUACUUCGAACGUCUCGAGCGCAACCGAUACCUUCCCAGCAGCCUGGUAGGUCAUGGCUUUGACGGCUGGCUGACCACCAGUCUGACCCAGUUGACGCUAGUGCUGGAGGAUCAGAAGCUGUUGUCCUUGGUCCUUGCGGCAGCUACCGCAGCGGGAAAGUCACUGCUGGGCAUGUUAAUCACUAGCGUCACUGGGCUGGGGGAAAUCUUGCUGCGCGACAUCAACAACCCGCUGCCCACCCGCGACCAGGAGACUGGACUCUUUCAGGUCCCCAUCGCGGUAGAUGUGCCCGAGUACAAACGCACCGGUCCUCGAGACUUUCUCAUGCAGACAGUCAACAGUGUCAACAAGGACGGAUCUCGCAAAUAUCACCUGGACAUCCAGUUGAAUACGUUGGUAACAAAUGUUCGUUUUGAUACGACCGGUGGCAGACCCAGAGCCAUCGGUGUCGAUUAUCUCCGGGGACAGAGCCUGUACCGCGCCGACCCCCGUGCAAGCAACGCAUCCGCAGGAACUCCGGGCAGUGUCAAUGCUGCCAAGGAGGUGAUCCUUUCGGCAGGCGCCUUCAACACACCCCAGCUGCUCAAGCUUAGUGGUAUUGGGCCGAAGGAAGAGUUGAGCAAGUGGAACAUCAGCACCCUGGUGGACUUGCCUGGCGUGGGCAAGAACCUGCAGGACCGAUAUGAGACCGGCGUUGUGGGCAAGGCCCCCACGGACUUUGUCCUCACAAGCAAGUGCACAUUCAUGUACAGCAUGCCUGAUCCCUGCCUGGACCAGUGGCAGAACAACGCCCUCAGCAAGGGUACCUAUACAACCAACGGCAUCGCCAUUGCUAUCGUCCGUAAGACAUCCACGGCCGAAGGAAAGCCCGAUGUGCUCAUUUCAGGAGCUCCAGCCAACUUUCCAGGCUACUAUCCCAACUACUCGUACGAGGGCCUGAAGGAUGCGCAACACUGGACCUGGAUUACCCUGAAGGCCCAGAGCCGGAACAAUGCCGGCACGAUCGAACUGCGCUCGGCGGACCCUAGAGAUACCCCGAUCAUCAACUUCAACUCCUUCGAUAGUGGUGUGACGGAGAACGGGGCAGACGAGAAGGACCUUCAGGCCGUCUAUGAGUCCAUGCAGUUCUCCCGCAAGAUCUUUAAUGAUCUGGUGCCUUUGGACGGCAAAUUUGAAGAAGUAUGGCCCGGGCCCAACGUGACCACCGAGACGGACCUGAAGGACUUUAUCAAGCGGGAGGCAUGGGGCCAUCAUGCCUGCUGCACCGCCGCGAUUGGAGCCGACGAGGAUCCAAACGUUGUCCUUGACUCGGACUUUCGAGUGCGUGGUGUGGAUGGCCUGCGCGUCGUGGAUGCUUCGGUGUUCCCCAAGAUCCCGGGAUGGUACAUUGCGCUUCCCACUUAUAUGAUCAGCGAGAAGGCGGCCGACGUCAUUAUUGCCGAUGCUGCGUAG